CUGCCGCGCCUCUCUCUGCUCCAUCUUCACCGUCUACACUUCCUCACACGCCGCCGCCGCCAUGUCCGACAAGGACGGCAACCUCGAUGCCGUGCCCGCCGACCAGCGCCAGGGCUGGGGCCAGGUGCGUGGGCCGUCCGUGCGCGCCGCAGCGAGGCGGGCCGAUCGCGAUGGCCGCGCCGCAGGCGUCGUCAGGCACGCCCGUGCGAUGGCAGCAGCAUGCAAAUGCGCCGCACUGGCAGCGCAAGCAGCGCUGCGAUGCUCGUCAGGAAUGGCAUCAGGCCUUUCGUUACGGCAGCUCAGGCCGUGUUGCACCCUGCGGCGCAUCCCGGACCCAUCGCUGCGGCCGCGACGCGACGUGUCCCCGCGCUCAGGUCCGUGCUCACGCUCAUCCACCUUGCAGUUCCUCAAGUCCAUCGCCUCCGUCUCGGGCGACCUCAGCUCCAUGACGGCGCCGUCGUUCAUCCUCUCGCCUGUCUCGCUGACUGAGUACCCGUCGUACUGGGGCGAGCACCCGGAGCUCUUUGCCGCCUGCACCAAGGGCGCCGACGAUGUGGAGCGCAUGUGCAACGUGCUGCGCUGGUUCAUCGCCACGCUCAAGGGCCAGUACACGUCGCGCAACACGUCGAUGGGCAGCGAGAAGAAGCCGCUCAACCCGGUGCUCGGCGAGCUCUUCCUCGGCACGUGGCCGAGCCAGAACGACGAGGGCGAGACGACGCUGGUGGCCGAGCAGGUCUCGCACCACCCGCCCAUCACUGCCUACCACCUCGCCAACGAGAAGGCCGGCGUGUCGCUCGAGGGCCACUCGGCGCAGAAGACGUCCUUCACGGGCCGCUCUAUCAUCGUCAAGCAGAUUGGCCACGCCAUGCUGCGCGUCAAGAACGCAGAGGGCAAGGAGGACCUGUACCUCAUCACGCUGCCGACGCUCGGCAUCGAGGGCAUCCUGUGGGGUGCACCGUACAUUGAGCUCUCCGGCACGAGCUACAUCAGCAGCAGCACCGGCUACACGGCGACGAUCAACUACGCCGGCAAGGGCUACUUCAGCGGCAAGGCGCACUCGUUCAAGGCGGGCAUUGCGCCGUCGGCGCAGCCCACGCACCCGCUCUACUCGAUCGAGGGCGAGUGGGCGGGCGUGUCGAAGUACAAGGGCAAGGCGCCGGGCAAGGACACGACGUUCUGGGACGCGUCGUCGGAGCGGCGGGAGGUGCAGGUGAAGCCGCUGGCGGAGCAGGGCGACAUGGAAAGCCGCAAGGUGUGGGCCAAGACGGCCGAGGGCAUCCGCGCCGGCAACUUCGACGCCGCCAGUAAGGACAAGACGCGCAUCGAGAACGAGCAGCGGCAGAAGCGCAAGGACGAGACGGCGGCCGGCACGCCGCACCAGCUCGAGAUGUUCGUGCACAUCCCCGAGGAUCAGGAGUACACGAAGCUCGCCGCCGCUACGAGCGGCAUCAAGCCGACGACGGAGGACGGCUACCGCCGCAAGCCGCGCGUGCACUAGGCGCCGCUCCGGACACACAUGCAUCGGCCUUCGCUAGAGCAAUCCACAUCGGUUCCCUGCCCGCUCACACAUCGGUUCCCUGCCCGCUCACCAGCCCCACGUGCCCGCGCCCUGCCUCACCAGCCCCACGUGCCCGCGCCGCCCUUGAAGCCCUUGUCGCCGCCG
This is a messenger RNA of Tilletiopsis washingtonensis, 1663 nucleotides long. RefSeq lists its product as hypothetical. Gene Ontology annotation, biological process: exocytosis; piecemeal microautophagy of the nucleus; endocytosis. The record is from RefSeq and is a predicted model, not a curated record. Gene Ontology annotation, molecular function: oxysterol binding. The coding region runs from base 62 to 1498 and encodes 478 amino acids. NCBI's taxonomy places the organism in Eukaryota, Fungi, Basidiomycota, Exobasidiomycetes, Entylomatales. Gene Ontology annotation, cellular component: membrane; intracellular membrane-bounded organelle; cytosol. The transcript has 10 exons.